This is a messenger RNA of Morchella sextelata, 426 nucleotides long. RefSeq lists its product as uncharacterized. NCBI's taxonomy places the organism in Eukaryota, Fungi, Ascomycota, Pezizomycetes, Pezizales, Morchellaceae. The coding region runs from base 1 to 426 and encodes 141 amino acids. The transcript has a single exon. The record is from RefSeq and is a predicted model, not a curated record.
AUGUUUAAGUUCCUCCCCGUCCUCUUUCUGGCUGUCCUCCUCCUCACCUUCACCACCCCCACCACCGCCAUCGAAGGCAACACCGUCUGCGAGACCAGCUCCGGCUCCCCCCUCGCCUCCGAGUUCAUUUCCGUCGCCAAAGACUUCGAAGACCGUGUCGUCCCCGGGGGCCGCGGGCCUUGCAUUCAGGGAAAGUUCAACGACAUCAAUGGCCGUCCUGGAUGCUCCAAGUGCUGGGACUUGGGCAGUGGCCGUCUCGUCGUCUCGAUCUGCGGAACCAAGGACUCCAGAUACUCCUACAGUGACCUUGCGGCGUCUCUUAGGAGACUUGAGCGCGAGUGCACCAACAGCUUUGGAGGCACCCGCAGGACUGGGGGGAAGUGGAGGGUUCAGGGAGGACAGUUCGAGAUCCUUGUGCAUUUCUAA